Messenger RNA from Lepidothrix coronata (blue-crowned manakin), 3266 nucleotides. It is a transcript of the gene NMT2, whose product is annotated as N-myristoyltransferase 2. The transcript has 12 exons. Gene Ontology annotation, cellular component: cytoplasm. Lineage: Eukaryota; Metazoa; Chordata; Aves; Passeriformes; Pipridae. Gene Ontology annotation, molecular function: glycylpeptide N-tetradecanoyltransferase activity. The record is from RefSeq and is a predicted model, not a curated record. The coding region runs from base 112 to 1608 and encodes 498 amino acids. Gene Ontology annotation, biological process: N-terminal peptidyl-glycine N-myristoylation.
GCAGCGCGGGGAAGGACCGCAGCUAGAGGGAGCUGCUCCGGACCGCGUCUGCCCGUGCGCCCCUGUUCUUUCACAGGCUCCCCCGCCCCUCCCCUCCCUCCUUCCCCCGUGAUGGCGGAGGACAGCGAGUCCGCGGCCAGCCAGCAGAGCCUGGAGCUGGAUGACCAGGACACCUGCGGCAUAGACGGCGACAAUGAGGAGGAGACCGAGCACGCCAAGGGAAGUCCUGGAGGGGAUUUGGGAGCGAAGAAGAAGAAAAAGAAGCAGAAGAGAAAAAAGGAGAAACCAAAUUCUGGAGGCACCAAAUCAGAUUCUGCAUCUGACUCCCAGGAGAUUAAAAUUCAACAGCCUUCAAAAAAUCCAGCCAUUCCAAUGCAGAAGCUUCAAGACAUCCAGAGGGCAAUGGAGCUGCUCUCUGCAUGCCAAGGCCCAGCAAAGAAUAUUGAUGAGGCUACCAAACGUAAAUACCAGUUUUGGGAUACACAACCUGUACCUAAACUUAAUGAAGUUAUAACUUCACAUGGUGCAAUUGAACCAGAUAAGGACAAUGUCCGCCUAGAGCCAUAUUCUUUGCCACAAGGUUUUAUGUGGGACACAUUGGAUCUUAGCAAUGCCGAAGUUCUGAAGGAGUUAUACACACUGUUAAAUGAGAAUUACGUAGAAGAUGAUGAUAAUAUGUUUAGGUUUGAUUAUUCGCCUGAAUUUCUUCUGUGGGCGUUACGUCCUCCAGGCUGGUUACCCCAGUGGCACUGUGGGGUUAGAGUGUCUUCAAACAAAAAACUGGUAGGAUUCAUAAGUGCCAUCCCUGCAAGUAUUCGUAUAUAUGACAGUGUGAAGAAAAUGGUAGAAAUCAAUUUUCUGUGUGUCCAUAAGAAACUGAGAUCUAAACGGGUAGCACCUGUACUAAUUCGGGAAAUAACCAGAAGAGUAAACCUGGAAGGAAUUUUUCAAGCUGUUUACACUGCUGGAGUGGUACUUCCCAAACCUGUGGCCACUUGCAGGUAUUGGCAUCGAUCACUAAAUCCCAGAAAAUUGGUGGAGGUGAAAUUUUCACAUUUGAGUAGAAACAUGACUCUACAAAGAACAAUGAAGCUCUACAGACUUCCUGAUGCCACAAAGACUUCAGGUUUGAGACCAAUGGAACAAAAAGAUACUAAAGCAGUACAAGAAUUAAUCAACACUUACUUGAAACAGUUUAAUCUUGCUCCUGUGAUGGAUGAAGAAGAAGUAGCCCACUGGUUCCUGCCUCGGGAUCAUAUUAUUGACACUUACGUGGUGGAGGGCUCAAAUGGUAUUUUAACAGACUUCCUGAGCUUCUACACAUUACCUUCAACAGUGAUGCAUCAUCCUGUUCAUAAAAGCCUCAAAGCUGCCUAUUCCUUUUACAAUAUUCAUACAGAGACUCCCCUGUUGGACUUAAUGAAUGAUGCACUCAUUAUAGCCAAAUUGAAAGGAUUUGAUGUAUUCAAUGCACUAGACUUAAUGGAAAACAAAACAUUCCUGGAAAAACUCAAGUUCGGGAUUGGAGAUGGAAAUUUGCAGUAUUAUUUGUACAACUGGAGGUGUCCGGGCAUGGAAUCUGAAAAGGUUGGUCUUGUAUUACAAUGAGGACACUCACAUUUCUAGAACUCUGAGGUCAUCGUUUUGAGUUAAUUUGAUCUCCAUAACUCUUGGAAUGGUAUUGUUCAAGAGGAGUAAAAGCACAACGUCGGUGAUACUGAAAUAGUCCAUUAAAUCUGAACAAUGAAAACAUCCACAUGUGACCAAAUUUAUGCAUUUUCAGAUAGAUCAGAAGGCCCAUGAAACUCUUCUAUUGUCCAUGAAAAGAAUAAAAAGCACAUUCAUUUAAGUUUCAAAGCUUAGCUUGCACCUUGAUGAGAAGAAGGUAUUUUUUUCCACUCUGUAGAAAAGACUGUUUUGUACAAACUGAACUUCAGUGGUGGAUUAGGGUACAAAAAUAUUUGCUAUUAUGUGGAUGAACUGCUGCAUUUCUAUUUAUUAAGUGGUGGUGUAUGUUUGUCAGUGUAACCGAAUGAAGGAUACAAAUUCCAGUAUCUUUGCUUAUUUACUUCACGUGGAUAUCAUCAUUUGGGGGAAAAUCAAGAAGUACGAUACGUUUGUAGCUCUGUGAAAGUCCUGGAUGCUUUUGUAACUGGAGCAGUAUGACAAUGUACUGGUUUAACUAGUGCAUUUGUUUCUCCAUAAGCAACGCUGCCAAAUCAAUAAAAAAUACAGAUUUGUACUUUGAUCUUCAAUAGAUCAGUGGAUUGAUUUAACAGUAUCGCACUGUUCAGUGCAGGUGUUAUCUAUGUUGCCGGAAUGAUAAUACAUUACUGUACUUAAUUUACAGUUGUGGCACAAAACCUUAGUUUUUCCUCAGUAGAAUAACAUCAGCCUGUGUGUAAAACUAAGAAUUUUAGUAGUGCUAUCAGGAUGUUUAUAGUUUGAAUGUUUUCAACGCUUCUGCGAAAUUGCACAUAUUCCUUUGUCUACUUUGAUUUCCUAUGAAGUCUGUAAUUCUAAUGAAAAGUAUCUUGUGUAAAUAUGUAUUCAUAAAUUGUUCCUGGUAGUGUUUUUAUCCUGAAUUUGGAACAAGAAGUUUUGCUAUAUAUAUGUGGCUGGUAAGCAGAAGAGAAAUGCUCUGCCCUCAGUCCUUGGAAGUCUCUGUAACUGCACUUCCUGAAAUGUAGGAGGGCUGAUCUCUAUUGUUGGGUGGAGCUGUUUUAAUUCCCUCAUGAAUGCUCAGCAACGGGAGUGGCUUCUGAAGCACUUUAUAUGCAUUCCAGCGUAGUGUCAUAGCUAGAUAUGAUAGCAGUUCUUUCAGCUCAUGGAUGCUGCAGUAAUGGGAUGGGAGCACUGAGAAAAUCUGCAUUGAGAAACUGUUCUAGCUGAAAGUGCCAAAUUGUGGUAGUGAAGCCUCUGUGCUGUGAGCAUCUUUUGAAUGUGACUUGAAUAUCUCAUGAAAUGCAAAUGUCUAACUUUCCUUUUAAACAUGCCUGUAAUUCUGACAGCAGAUUUUGCUGAAAGUUUAAUUCUGUACAUGAAGAUAAAUUUGUCUGUUCUUCAUAACUGAUAGCCCUACCCACCUCCUUGUAGCAGUGGGGUUUUUCUUUCUUCCUGCUCUUUUUCCAAUGUGUGAAUGGUUUGUGUUUUGGUUUAUUUUUCUUGUUGAAUUGUGGUGAGAGGAUUCUGCCCUAGAAACAGUGAUACUUUCCCUUACUGCAUUAUAGCUCUGUGAUUAAAGCAUCCGACCUCCUUCAAACAAA